Molecule: messenger RNA, 573 nt
Organism: Symbiodinium necroappetens
Lineage: Eukaryota; Dinophyceae; Suessiales; Symbiodiniaceae
Source: the annotation of a GenBank genome assembly
AUGACGGCGUCCCCGGUCUUCCACAAGAUGUUGACACAUGACAUGAAGGAGAAGGAGCGCAGCGAGAUCGAGUUGCCAGGCAAAGACCCUAAGCAAUUCGAGACUCUCUUGAAGUUUCUGAUGCCAUCGGCCGGCCGAAAGCAGAAGCUCUCCGAUGAGAAUGUGGGAUUCUUGCGGAAGCUCUGUGAAGAGUACAUGAUCGAGACACUGAGGGAGGAGUGUGUGGACUUCAUUCGUACAGCGGAGCCCUCCACAAAGGUCUUGGUGGCUGCUCAUGCAUUGAAUCUGGACGACAAUGUGCGCCGGGGUAUCGAUGAGCUGCUCGGCCGUGGCAUUCGAGAUUGGGGCGAGUGCUAUGGGGACAGCGCUUUGAUGCAGAAAAUCAUCGAGCGAACGAUGACCUUCCUGCAGGGCAAGGAGUCCCAGCUACGCCUGAAGGAGUCAGAAGUGCAAGCGGGGAUGGACCAACUUCGCCUCAUGAAGAAGAAGCUCGAUGGCAGCCAGUCACGGCUACAGCAGGCUGAGAAUCAGCUCAGGGAGAGGGAUGCUCACUUGAUGAGAACCUAUCGCUGA